Messenger RNA from Girardinichthys multiradiatus, 2304 nucleotides. RefSeq names its product solute carrier family 3 member 1 (gene slc3a1). Bases 158 to 2191 code for a protein of 677 amino acids. Gene Ontology annotation, biological process: carbohydrate metabolic process; amino acid transport. The transcript has 10 exons. The record is from RefSeq and is a predicted model, not a curated record. Lineage: Eukaryota; Metazoa; Chordata; Actinopteri; Cyprinodontiformes; Goodeidae.
AGCUUUCCGGUUUCCACGGUGUUUCCACAUUCCACAGGUGGCACUGAUGUGUGAGGGCUGCAGGAGUCUGAGCUCCAUCUGCAACUCUCUCCACUGCAUUUUAAAGUUGUGAAUUUACAGAAAUAUCCAAAUCAGUACUAAAAGGGACAGCGACCGAAUGGAGCUCGAGGAGAGCAUCAGAAACCCGGGUUAUAAGGAUGCCGACGACGGCGUGUCGGCGGCGGACACCUCCAGCUCGGACACCGAGGAGAGGCGCGACUCCACCGCGGUGAAGCUGGACGUCGCUGCGGAUGAGUACACGCAGGUCAAACCGUACGCCGGGAUGCCCAAGGAGGUGCUGCUGCAGCACUCCUCCAAGGCUCGGUACCGGGUGCCCAGAGAGAUUCUGUUCUGGUUGAUAGUGUGCUGCACCUUGGCGCUGAUGGCGGUCACCAUCACCGUCAUCGUGAUGUCACCCCCGUGCCUGCGAUGGUGGCAGAUCUCCCCCGUCUACCAGGUCUAUCCGCGGUCCUUCAAGGACUCUGACGGGGAUGGAGUCGGAGACCUCAAAGGUAUUAAGGAGAAGCUGGAUUACUUCCUGCAGCUGAACAUCAAGGCAGUGUGGAUCAGCCCGUUUUACCGCUCUCCAAUGAAAGACUUCGGCUACGAUGUGGAGGAUUUCAGGGACAUCGACCCACUUUUUGGGAACAUGCAGGACUUUGAAGAACUUCUGGCUGAAAUGCACAAUAAGGGUUUAAAGCUGAUUAUGGACUUCAUUCCCAAUCAUACAAGUGACCGCCACCGCUGGUUCAACCUGAGUCGGACUAGAGAUCCUCACUACAAGGAUUACUACGUCUGGACGGACUGCGACCCAUCUUCACCGAAGCCUAAUAACUGGGUUAGUAUCUUUGGAAACUCAUCAUGGACUUAUGAUGAAGUCAGAGGGCAGUGCUACUUGCACCAGUUCCUCAAGGAGCAGCCAGACCUGAACCUAAGGAACCGAGAUGUUGUUCAAGAGAUCAUUGAUCUUAUUAAAUUCUGGCUGGAGAAGGGUGUGGAUGGGUUCCGGAUGGAUGCAGUGAAGCACAUGCUGGAAGCAACACAUCUGAGAGACGAGCCCCAGGUGGAUCCAGACAUGCCACCGGAAUUAGUAACUACAGAGUGGGACCUGUACCAUGACUACACCACUAGUCAGGUGGGUUUGCACGACAUACUGCGAGAGUUCAGGGCAGAGAUGGACACCUACAGCCGAGAGCCUGGCAGAUACAGGUUCAUGGUGACAGAAUCCUAUGACUAUGAAGAGGUGGAGAAGACCAUGAUGUACUAUGGAACUCCACUGGUAACAGAAAGUGACUUCCCCUUUAACUUUUACCUGCUGGACCUGCCUCACAACACCAGCGGCGGGUGGGCAAAACAUCUGGUUGACCUCUGGAUGUCCAACAUGCCCAGAGGAAAAUGGCCCAACUGGGUGGUCGGGAACCAUGACAGGUCUAGAAUUGGUUCCAGUGCUGGUCGGGUUUAUGUCCGUGCUAUCAACCUGAUGCUACUGACCCUCCCCGGCACACCUACAACCUACUACGGCGAAGAGAUCGGCAUGGAGAACAUUAAUGUAACACAAAGUCAGAUACAGGAUCCUGCUGGGAAAUACAAUGCGAGUCUCAGUCGGGACCCUGAGCGGUCUCCAAUGCAGUGGAACAGUGAGAUGAACGCAGGCUUCAACAGCAAAACGAACACGACCUGGUUACCUUUACAUCCCGAUUAUGAAACUGUCAAUGUGGAGGUCCAGACAGAAGACAAAGGCUCUGUGCUCUCUCAGUAUGUCUUCCUGAACGGCCUGCGGCAGUCAGAGCUCCCGUUUCUGCGUGGAUGGUUCUGUUAUGUCCUCGCUGAUACCGACGUCUUCUCUUACCUCAGAGAGCUCGAUGGGCACAAAGGAGCUUACCUCAUGGUAAUUAACUUUGGCAAAGGAUCUGCCACCACGGAUCUCUCUGCUGUUCAGGAGCUACCCGAGCAGCUCAAGGUGCUGAUGAGCACAAACACAGCCAACGACGGGAAAGUGUUUCAAAAAUCUCGCAUCCUGACAGAACCAGGAGAGGGUUUGGUCAUUCGCUACUCGACCUACACUCGGUUUCAUCCUAACCAUCCCGCAGAAUGCUUCGUCUCUGAAAAGGCUUGCUAUUUGGAGACCGUUGACGUUCUUUAUAAAUGCUAAAGCAAACAACAAAAUGAAUGUUGUCAUAUAUCGAUUUACAAAGAUUUUCCUUUGGUUUUUCAAUUCACAGGGGAUAUUGCAAUACAAUAAAUCAAACAAUUUAAGAUGAAUAA